UGUUUUGACUUGGCUAAUCUAGGUACGAUAUCAAAUAAUAAAACGCAAUUGGUUGUCUAAUUUUUCUUUCUUUUUUUUCAUAACUGUGAACUUUAACACAAUAAUCUAUAAUUACGUUUUUACCCAAGCCGUGGACAGUUGCACGGUUGCACUGUUCUAGCCAAAGGCAACGGUCGCCGCAAUCGCAGCCGACUGAUGGCUGCUGUUUUCGCGCGAACCGCAAAUAGAAGGUGAAGUGGUAAAGUUCGUGGCGUUGUAGAAUGGACCGAGGGAACUGAGUGAACUGCAAAACAAGAACGGAAAAAUUAUGGAUGGACAGUACUGCAACCGUACUGAAAAAUCUCUACGUGCUGUAGACAAAGCUUCCAAAGACCUGUGCGAAAAGUUCAGGCAGCAGUGCUUGAACGCGCUUGAAGUUCAAAAGUAUGGCAUCAAGAAGAGUUCGUUGGAGAAGUGCAUUAACAGCCUCGCAGAUCAGCUUUUGUCGCACAUGAGCGCGGAGUGCAGAGUCAUUAUCGACGACCUAAGACUGGACGAGAAGUUCAGAAGUCUGAGCCACCUGAUCGAAGAGCAAGAAAAAUACAAAGGGACACCUGUGUGGCGGCCGUCUGGAAAUCCAGAUGAGGACGUUCAAGAUCAUUUACGGCAACCAUACGAGAGGUGCCUAAAAGACCUGACUGCCACACUGAAGGAAUGUGAAGAGAAAACUAAUUCAUUAGAAGCACAAGUUGCCAAAGGGAACAAAGAGCUGGAAAGCAUCAGUGCUGAAAUUGAUGUCAUGGUGGCCAAGAUUGACAAGCAACACCUGACUAAGACGAGGAAGAAGAAUACUGAUACUGACGAAGAAGGAUGGUACGACACAGCCUGAGACAAGUAGCCACGAGAAGCUAGCGCCUUCUUCUUUUUUUCAAGUAUCCUGCUUGUGGUUAUUGUUGCAUUUAGGACUGAUGCAGCACUACUGCACAUCUUUGGUACUUAAGAGUGGACUUUAAUGUCAUCGUGCCACAUGAUAUUUAAGUAAAGAAAGAAAGCCCUACAGUAAGCUUGGCCACAAACUGUACACGGGUGCCCCAUGCUGCUAGCAAAACUGAACAAAUUUAUAGGCAUGUAACUUCUCAUAAACCCUCCUCCCAACA
Molecule: messenger RNA, 1136 nt
Organism: Dermacentor silvarum
Lineage: Eukaryota; Metazoa; Arthropoda; Arachnida; Ixodida; Ixodidae
Exons: 4
Coding region: 308-868 (186 amino acids)
Biological process (GO): chromosome segregation
Cellular component (GO): MIS12/MIND type complex
Source: RefSeq, a predicted model, not a curated record